UCUUUCUUUUCGUCAGCAGGCAAAAUGGCCGAAAAUCGUGGGAGUAUGACAGACGUCUCGGAGAUUAUGAGUAAUUUUGUGUGUCUGACAUUGUAAAUAAACAUUUUAGUGCACGCGUCGCGUUCUGUGUAGUGCUCAGUGUUAGUGCAUGCUGUGUUGAAUAAAGUGCAGACCCUGUGAUCAUAGUUCUAACUAAAAAGGUGUUUGUGUUUUGUGCCUUGUUUUCACUAAUAACUUCGCCCUGUCAUCUGUUUUGGAUUUAUGUUUACUUGAUCACGGUGAUGCUGGGCGGUGCGGGGUCGCCGGGCGGCGACGAUCUGCUCACCGUCACCAUCGCGCGCGACGAACAUGGAUACGGGAUGAAAGUGUCAGGCGACAACCCAGUAUACGUGCAGAGCGUGAAGGAGCACGGCGCAGCUUGGCGCUCGGGCCUUCGUGCUGGAGACCGCAUCCUGCGCGUCGAUGGCGUGCCCGUGCACCACCACACGCACCAGCAGGUCGUGCACAUGAUACGAGCUAACCCCGUGACCGUGCUGACGGUGCAACAGAAUGCGUCCCGCCAUAAAACACCCAUCACAGCUCCCGUGCCUGUCAACCCGGAGAAGCAGCGGCAGCUAGAGGCAGCUAAAGCCCGCACGGUGCGCCUGAUGCUGGAACAGGAGCUCAAGUACAUUCGCGACCUGCGCCAGGAGCUGUCGAAGGUUCCAGACGUUCGUAAGCAAGCGCAACUAGAGUCGGCCGAGCUACGCUGUUCCAAGCUGCAACGGGAGAUCGACUCCAUCAUCACGGGACAGCCGCUGGAGCCGGGCACGCCGCUGGGCGGGCGGCGCGCGCCGCCGGGCUUCCUCAGCGGCCUGCCGCGCUCGCUGUCCAACCUCACCCCCCAGUACCAACACAUUCCGCUGGAGCCGGGCACGCCGCUGGGCGGUCGGCGCGCGCCGCCGGGCUUCCUCAGCGGCCUGCCGCGCUCGCUGUCCAACCUCACCCCCCAGUACCAACACAUUCCGCUGGAGCCGGGCACGCCGCUGGGCGGGCGGCGCGCGCCGCCGGGCUUCCUCAGCGGCCUGCCGCGCUCGCUGUCCAACCUCACCGGCCAGAGCCUGCGCCACUUGCGCCAGGCGCGACUGAACAAGACGCAAGAGGCUCCGCCGCUCGCUCGCCAGAACAGCGACGAUUCCCCGCACAACCACACCGUGCCCCUAGUCCCCACCACCUGCCUGGACAACGUGUCCCCACCCCCUCUCCCCCCUCGGGCAACCGACCGCCGAUCAACCCUAUCCCCUCCCAUCAACCCCCUAGCCAAACCCAAACCCACCUCCAGCAAAACCCCCAAAAGACUCCCCGACAAACCGUUCCCUAUGCACCAAUCCAUGCCUCCGUAUCAAGAUCAGAGGCUCCGGUCGUCGCAUUCACUUGAUGGGGACUUGGAGGGGCCGCAGCCGAAUUCCAUAGCGCUGCAGAUGAGCUACCCGCUGGUUAAUGUGCCUCCGCCGCCGUUGCAGACGGACAACAGAUCGAGUGUGCCAGUGUUGCACGUCCGAAGCCGGUCGUCGCCGGAGCAGCUGGAUACAGAGGCGCCUCCGAUGCCGAGACCGUGCACGGCAGAAGAAAAGGAGUCGUGGGAGCGCGGCACUCCGCCCCCGGGGACGCCGCCGCCGCCCUACGCACACAAUACACAGCCAUGUGCCGACCCACAGAGAGCCAUAAUAUCGAUGGAGGAAGACGACUCGCCGGCUUCGGACAACUCGACGUACUCUGGGCUGUUCUCGAAUCUUCGCUCGGUGCGAGAAUCCAAAGCGAGGACGGCUGUUCUGCUCAACUGGCUUCUAGGGGAGAGGAGAUGCGCGUGCGCGUCGCUGCUGCUGAUCUUGACGGACGGCUACCGCGGCGCGGCCGGCGUGGGCACGGCCACGCUGCGGCGCUGGGCCUACGAGAUACAGUCCACCUUCCUCAUCCCCAACGCGGUGUUACAACUGAAUGGCGUCGACGAAAAUAUGGCAAAUGAAAUCGAACAUGUAUUAGUUAACGAAUACGACAAAGAGGAACUCUUACGCAACGUGUUCCGCAAGGCGCGGUUAAAGGCCAAAGAGGAGCUGAGCCAGCAGCUCACUGAGUUCCAGGUCAAGCGUAAAGUGGGACUCGCUUCACUCUACUCGCCGGAUGACCCCGUCAUCGAGAAGUGUGACGUCGACAAGGCACAGGUUAAGCGCAAGGUCGGGCUCGCCUCGCUCUACUCGCCGGAUGACCCCGUCAUCGAGAAGUGUGACGUCGACAAGGCACAGGUCAAGCGUAAAGUCGGGCUCGCUUCACUCUACUCGCCUGACGACCCCGUCAUCGAGAAGUGUGACGUUGACAAGGCACAGGUCAAGCGUAAAGUGGGACUCGCUUCACUCUACUCGCCUGACGACCCCGUCAUCGAGAAGUGUGACGUCGACAAGGCACAGGUGAGCAUACGUACAAAUCUCACCGCCGCCAAUGGUUCUUCCUGCCUCAUGGCGUACGAACCGAAUCUCGGGAGAGCGCGCGGGAGCUCAGACAUUAGUUCAGAGGUCCAGGUCAAGCGCAAAGUGGGGCUCGCUUCACUCUACUCGCCUGACGACCCCGUCAUCGAGAAGUGUGACGUCGACAAGGCACAGGAACAAGUGGUGGUCGAGCGCUUGCUGUGCCAGCGGCUGAGCGAGGCAGCGGGCCGGGAGUCGGCGCCCGCGCCGUCCUCGUGUUGUUCCGCGCCCGGCGCCAACGCGGCGCUGCUGCACGCGCUGUACGCCGCCGCGCUGUGCCUGCACUGCCGGUGA
This is a messenger RNA of Ostrinia nubilalis (European corn borer), 2795 nucleotides long. RefSeq names its product SH3 and multiple ankyrin repeat domains protein 1-like. Gene Ontology annotation, molecular function: guanyl-nucleotide exchange factor activity; G protein-coupled receptor binding. The record is from RefSeq and is a predicted model, not a curated record. The coding region runs from base 282 to 2795 and encodes 837 amino acids. Lineage: Eukaryota; Metazoa; Arthropoda; Insecta; Lepidoptera; Crambidae. The transcript has 22 exons. Gene Ontology annotation, cellular component: cytoplasm. Gene Ontology annotation, biological process: G protein-coupled receptor signaling pathway.